Molecule: messenger RNA, 1486 nt
Organism: Sinocyclocheilus rhinocerous
Lineage: Eukaryota; Metazoa; Chordata; Actinopteri; Cypriniformes; Cyprinidae
Product: guanine nucleotide exchange factor VAV2-like
Exons: 3
Coding region: 992-1486 (164 amino acids)
Biological process (GO): cell migration; regulation of GTPase activity
Cellular component (GO): cytoplasm
Molecular function (GO): protein binding; guanyl-nucleotide exchange factor activity
Source: RefSeq, a predicted model, not a curated record
CGGAACCCAGAUGCGAUCUCACCACCGCGCGCGCCCUUUCUCCUGCUGCUGCGCGCGCGUUCACGCCUGCUGCUCGCCCGCUCUCACGGCUCACGCGAGCUGAGAAAUCAGAAUACUCCAACCAUCUACACUGAGAGAUGACCUGAGGAACAACCGAGAAACCAUCGCGGCUCAACGGACGACUGUCCAGCACCAAAACCUCGCGGCAUUUCUCUUUCUGUGGAAGCGAAAGGAGCGGGACGAACAACAGUUUUCGCGUUAAAUACGCCAGAGUUUGUGCAUUUUCGCUGUACGCUGUGAUAUUUCCCACAAGAAGUUUUAAAAACAAGUUUGGACCGGAUUCUGUUUGGAGUUGGACGUUAUUUUGUUCACAUCCCGCCUGGUGCGCGAGCGCUUGUGAGGCGCAAUCUACUGAAGACAAGAAAACAUGGAUUUAUUCCUUAUUUUAACGGUAAAACUUUGAUAAACAGUUCGAAAUUGCGUGUAACAGCUGCUUUGCAAUCUUGUCCAGCAUUUCUUGUUUAGGAAAAUAUCUAUUGUAGUCCUGAGAGACACUUUUUUUUGUUUUGUUGUUGUUGCUGUGACAGGAUGCGUUUACAGAGCCAAAUAUGUCAGUCCAUGAUGAAGAAGAGGAAACUCAUCUGAUUCUCUGAGGGGAAAACACAUCUAAAUCAUAUUCUAACAUAUUACUGUACGUUAUUUCUUCGAGUUCUCCUUUAAUUUAGCUUGAUAAUUGGAUUAUUUCGUUAUACAAAGUCCUGUAUAGCUGUAUAGUGGAGAGCACUCUGCUGGAUUUAAUUCGUAUAAAAAAGUUGUUAAGCGUAUAUCAUUGCUAAGAGCAUUCUCACGCAAUUGACCUUAGGCUGUUUAGUGCCCUUUGGACUGCAGAGGAACUGGGAAAAUUUCACGUCAGCUUUAUCUUGGUACGUGCGCCAGGCUGCCAGAUAUAUAGUUUUUAUUUUUGCCAAUAUUCUGCAUUGUUCCUGUCAAUAUGGAGGAGUGGAGACAGUGCGGUCGCUGGUUGAUAGACUGUAAGGUUUUGCCCCCCAACCAUCGGGUCGUUUGGCCCUCAGCGGUGGUGUUCGACCUGGCCCAGGCGCUCAGAGAUGGGGUGCUCCUGUGCCAGAUGCUGCACAAUCUGUCUCCUGGAUCCGUGGACCUAAAGCAGAUCAACUUCAGGCCUCAGAUGUCACAGUUUCUGUGUCUGAAGAACAUCCGAACAUUCCUGAAAGUGUGCCAUGAUAAGUUUGGCCUGAGGAACAGUGAGCUGUUUGAUCCCUUCGAUCUCUUUGACGUGAGGGACUUUGGGAAGGUCUUUCAAACAGAUGGCUCAUCCCCACAUCUCUCACUAAACUCGCCAGAGCACUCCUGUCAGUGCGCUGAUGUUUUAUGCCCUCCAUCCAAUCAGCCCGUAGGACGCAUCCUUACGACAAUCACAGAUGGACCCAGAUUCUCCUUACUGUUCCAUUUUCAUCAUUACUCAUAA